UCGGGUCGGGCUAACCCGGAGCGAUCCAAAUAAAAUUAUAUAAGGCAAUCCAAAACCCUAGGUAAUUCUCUCCGCCUCUCUCUCUAUCUUCCUAAACCCUACUCAUUUUCUCUCCCGUAUCUCCCUCGACGCUAUGCCGAAGCAUUACAGACCUGCGGGGAAAAAGAAGGAAGGCAAUGCUGCUAAGUACAUGACCAGGUCCCAAGCUAUUAAGUACCUUCAAGUUAGCUUAUCACUCUUCAGGAAAUUAUGUAUUCUGAAAGGAGUGUUUCCUCGGGUGCCGAAGAAGAAGGUGAAGGGGAAUCAUCAUACUUACUAUCACGUGAAAGAUAUUGCGUUCCUUAAACAUGAGCCGCUGGUUGAGAAGUUUAGGGAUAUGCGGACUUAUGAUAGGAAGGUAAAGAAAGCUGAGUCUAAAAAGAACAGGGAUCUUGCUGAAAGGUUGUUGACUCGCAAGCCUACUUAUACUCUGGACAGGCUUAUCCGUGAGAGGUAUCCGAAGUUCAUCGAUGCACUAAGAGAUUUGGAUGACUGCCUCAGUAUGGUCCAUCUUUUCGCGGCAUUACCUGCUAUAGAGAGAGAGAAGAUUGAAGUAAAACGUGUUCACAACUGCCGAAGGUUGAGCCAUGAAUGGCAGGCAUAUAUCUCUCGUUGUCAUAAAUUGCGCAAAGUAUUCAUCUCAGUGAAAGGCAUAUAUUACCAGGCCGAAGUUGAAGGGCAGAAGGUGACUUGGUUAACUCCUCACGCACUUCAGCAAGUAUUACCUGAUGAUGUUGACUAUAAAGUCAUGCUAACGUUCUUGGAAUUUUACGAGACUCUACUAGCAUUUGUAAAUUUUAAAAUUUACAACUCGAUAAAUGUGAAGUAUCCGCCCAUCCUUGAUCCACGGUUGGAAGCUUUAGCAGCAGAUCUUUAUGCCUUAUCAAGGUACUUUGAUGCUAAUUCAAAAGCUCCCAUGGUGAGCUCCCAAGACGCUGCCUUAUCUGAAAGCAACCAAGUUAAGGACAAAAACAAUGAUGCAGAGCUUCACGAGUCUGAACUUAGGCUGGCUCAACUUCAACACCAACUUCCUUCUAAUGAACCUGGUGCAUUAAUGCGCCUUGUUGAAGAUGCUGCUGGUGAGGAUGAAGAUGAUGAGGAAACGAAGGAGUGUAAAACUCUUUUUAAAGAUAUGAAGUUCUUCUUGAGUCGUGAGGUUCCAAGAGAGUCCUUGCUUUUUGUGAUUCCUGCAUUUGGAGGUGUGGUCUCUUGGGAGGGUGAAGGAUCUCCAUAUAAGGAAACGGAUCAGGGCAUCACUUACCAGAUUGUUGACAGACCAACACAGGGUCACAAAUUUUUUACCCGAGAAUAUGUUCAGCCACAAUGGGUGUUUGAUUGCAUAAAUGCACGAAUUAUAUUGCCUACUGAGGAUUAUAUGGUUGGACGGGUCCCCCCACCACAUUUAUCACCAUUUGUGGUUUAUGACCCAGAGGACCAUGUUCCGGAGUAUGCAGAAACCAUCAAGAGGCUUCAGGCAGCUGCGAGGCAAGAAGUAUUGCCAAUGCCUGGUGUGGUAGGAGUAGAAGAUUUGGAAAAUCCACAAAAUUUACUGGAUGAAGCCAUUAUUGACCGAACAGAAGCUAUUGAAGUGGCUAAGAGAAAAGAGAAGUUGUUAAAACUUCAGAAGCAGCAUCUUGAUGAACUAAACAAGGAAGUCAAAGGUGAGCAGUUAGCGGUUGAGUCAGAUGCAAGUGAUAAGAAGCCUGUCGAUACAGGAUUCAUUGCAGCUGAUUCUGAACAAGCAAUCAAGGAUGCAGCAGAUAUAACUAUGGUUGGCGUGUCACGCAAGAAGAGAGAGCUCUAUAAGGCCAUGCAGAUUGGCAAUGAACGGAAAAAGGCUAAAACUCAACUACUCAAGGAAAGAAAGAGAUUGUUAGACGAAGCCAAGAAGUCCAAUACAUGAUUGUAAGCAGACUCAUCGAAAUGGUUUAGAUGGCGAUGAUUCAUAAUUUUGUGUAAAGAUGUGAUCUUGCAGAUUGUGGAGAGAAGCUUAGCAUUGGUCUUCUGAAGUGAAGGGUUCAAAAUUAGGCAAAAGUGGAUUUUGAAUUAUUACCAUGGUGUCUUGUUUUUUUGGCCCAAGUAGGUCUCAAUCUUCAAUCUUUCAUUUAAAAGCUUUUAUAAUUUGGAGAGUUGUAAUGAUAUAAUGCCAGAUAUUUGACCAUACAAUCGUAAUUUCAAACACAUUGUAGGCUUUUUAUUGCGAUAAACAAUAAUCUAUCUUAUGUA
This is a messenger RNA of Daucus carota subsp. sativus, 2265 nucleotides long. RefSeq names its product pescadillo homolog. The record is from RefSeq and is a predicted model, not a curated record. Gene Ontology annotation, cellular component: nucleolus; PeBoW complex. Bases 134 to 1942 code for a protein of 602 amino acids. Gene Ontology annotation, molecular function: RNA binding. The transcript is spliced from 13 exons. Lineage: Eukaryota; Viridiplantae; Streptophyta; Magnoliopsida; Apiales; Apiaceae. Gene Ontology annotation, biological process: maturation of LSU-rRNA from tricistronic rRNA transcript (SSU-rRNA, 5.8S rRNA, LSU-rRNA); ribosome biogenesis.